CCCUCGGCGGGGUUAACAGAGCCCGCCCCCUCUCCUCUCUCCCCGGCAGCCUCCGCCUCUCUUCCCUGGUCUGUCAUCCACACCGCUGUUGUUGCAGCCAUUUUACCGUGGAGCGUCGGCACAGCAGCGACCGGAGGAUGCCGAAACAGCAGCGUUGAAAGCAGGACUAGAAACAUGGCUGAAGCGGCGCGAGGUCCCAUGGUUGGCCGGCCAUUGGCAUUCGCCAAUGAAGAGCGGAGGGCAGUUCACUCCUGGUCCCGGGUCUCGUCAGCGGGGCACAACGUCCUCAUGGAUGCACUGAAGAUACUCAGCCCGAUGUCCUGUGACCUCUCGAGCAGCGAGGAGCUGGUUACCUUUCUGCAGGAGCUGAGUGAGGAGGGCCACAAGCCCACUGUGCUGCGCAGCAAGGACGUGUACGGCUACCGCUCCUGCACAAACCAACCCCUGACUGAAGACAUGCUGAAGCCACCUAACAGAAACGUCAGACCCACCACCAAGAGGAGGGGAAGGAGGCCCCCGGCCAAGAAGAGAGAGGUGCACCCGUCCUGGAACACCACUGAGAGCAGCAACCCCAGGAUUCAAGGGGUCCGUCCUCCAGAGCUGCUGGUGGACCAUCGUGCCAUCAUCUGCAGCAGAACACCCGGUCGGACUGUAGAGAUGAUGCAAGCGGCUCAGGUGCGGCCUUGCCUCAGACUGACCAACAUAGAAGGCCUGUCUGGCUUCCACACGGCCAGACUCCAGAUCCACACUUCCUGGGAAUCGUCCUCUGAGGUACCCUCUGUUGCCUUUUCACAGCAACAGCACCCUCCAACGCUUUCAGGAAUACCUUUGCAGCCUUCUCAGAACGGUGGUGGGGCGCCCACCAAAGCUGUGGCCUUGUUCAGCCAGAAGAGCCUGUCCUGUCCCAUCCGAUUGGACGGCGCCCUCAUUGGUGAUUCUGCGCCAGUCUUUUACGCUAAUGGCCGGGGAUUCCCAGAGACUCACACAGAGCUGACCAGCAAUGGCUGGAGGAGCAACGGCCUCCACCGUGAUGGUCGGGGCCCAAAGGAACUGAACAACCCGACCCGGCAGAGAAAUGGCUGGAAAGACAAGAACAGUUUUAGAUGGAAAGUAGUAAAGGUAGAUGACUCUCGCUCGGUGGCUGAGGCACGGAGAAAAGCGCAGAAGAUCUUACAGGUCAACCUGUCUCCAGUGAUUCAGAUCCAACCUCUCAACCGUGUGCUGAGAGACUUCAGAUACCAGAAUAAGUGACAAUUCCCCCCAAACCCACACACAUUGUUUCCUUUAGCAGAUGUUAGUGUUUUACAUCCAUAGGCCUCUACCUGGCUGAGCCCCAGUGUUCAUAGCAGACGUUUUACUUUUUGUGAUCUCUGCUGAGUGUUGAAGGUAGAGAAGUUAGUCUGUCUGUGGAAGUUCUGGUUCCUGACAGGGGCACUCGGGAUUGAAAGGCAUUUGAAGUUAAGUUCCCAGCAGGCUGGGAAAUGACUAUCGGCCAAAUCCAUUACAUUUUCACAGUUAACGUUAUUUUACGCUACACAAUAUUUCAACCAACCAUCAUUCUGCUUUGAGUUGACUGGCCGCUAGCCAAAAUUGAUGAAUUUUGGGAAGCAGCAUCCACUGUGACUGUUAGGUCAAAGGUGAAUUUUCUGCCCUUCAACAAGGCACUAGGUGUGGCUCACAGUUCGAAGAGUAUUUCUAACUCAUUUGAAGUAUAGCGCCGUUUUGUUAAAGUAUUUUUUACUUCUAGCGCUUUAAAACAAACAAUGCUGUUACUCUGCAGCGCCCUAUUUUUCACUGGAAAGAAGGAGAAAAUAUGGCUAGUGGUGGGACAGGACGAUCCCAUUGGACACCCAGAUGAACUGGUGGAUGAGCAGGGCGGAUUUCCAAAGUCUUCAGAUGAGCAGAUGUGGUGGUUGGUUGGUCCCAGCAAAACAAAUGAACUAAAUAAAAGGAGGGGGAAAAGUGAAAAGUGUUUAGUUUGUCUUCCUUUUUUGUAUUUUUGUUGUUUCCACUGGAAAUCAGGAAGGCUCUGGGAGCGAGUACAACAGGGAAUCAAACCCGCGACCCAUACAGAGAGAGAUAGAUAUAUACCUGGAUGAUUUGUUUGAACAACAGUCCUUCACAAAGUGUUCCUUUGGUUUAGUUUAUCCGCACAUGGAGACAAAAGACUUUUUGACUGUUGGGAAGAUGUCUUGCAGUGACAAAACAUGAAACAAGAGUAUGGAAGAGGACUUGGGCCUUGUUAAAACAUUUUGACUUCUGAGAUUAAUUUUAAAUCUUAAUUGUGGGAAAACAUUGAGAAUCCUGAGAUAUAAGAAUUCAAUCUCGAAAGUUUUCUCACGUUUUCUCAUUAUUAAACUUGAUCUCCGAAGUUUAUUCUCAGAAUUGUGUGGGGUUUUUCUACUCCAUGUUGUGGCCCUGGUCCACCUCCAAAAGUUUCAUGAUGCUGCACACCAGAUACAAAAACACCAAGAUGUACACUCAGGCUGGGAAGUGACCAUCAGCUGCUGCUUUAAUGCUGCUCAAGAUUUACUUUAAUCCAGUAAAUUUCUGUACUACACAGGCAACCAACUGUUGUCACUUGGACUCCUGAUGCAAGACAUUUGUUUGGCUGAAACAUGUUUGUGGUGAAAUUUAACUUGAGCUGCAGUCCUGUUUUGUUUUCUGACCAGUUCAAUUUGAAGCAUCAGAAAGUUUUAUCUCCCAUCAGAACUCGUCUGUGCUCUGUUGAGUUGUUGAUGAGAAUUGCCCAACAAAAUCUACUUGAAUCAGCUGUGAUCAAGCUGUUGUGGCUCACCUUAAACAAGAAAAAAAGCACUUUGAGAGUGUGACAGUGCUUUAUUAACGCCUGCCCCUGAACAUGAAAGUCGUUAAUAUUCUUAUUUCCUGCCGCAUGUAGAAAAUAUUUGAAAUUAUCUCUAAAAUUUGGUUUGAUUUUCUUUGAACCCACACUGGAUUUUGCUACAGGUGCUAACUUUGCAACGUUGGUGCUGAAUUAAAUAACUGGCACAAGAAUGUCAUCAUGUUUCUCUUCUUCUAGUUCUGAUUGGCACAUUUGAGAGCAGUGACUUCCUGUGAGCUAUUUCCUGAGGGACUGAUAGCAGUGCUGCCCCCUGCAAGUUGGGAUGAGCAUGCCAAACCGCCUUGUGUGAUCUCCAAAGGGUUUCUACUGUGAGGAACCACCUAAAUCCAUUUUCAUGUUAUCAUCUGUGAGAAACUCCUGUGUAUUCCCCGAAAAAGUUUGUUUGAGAUGUUUGGGCAAAACCACAUUCCUCAAGACAAAUACAUUGUUAUUGAGUGCCAAGGUUUGUUUUUCACCUUGGAAACAGUACUUUAACGGAAAAUCUUAACUCAUAGUCCACUUUUUCUGGAGCUUUUAAGUGGACCUUGAUUUAAGAUUAUUCUUUUUCCUUUUGAACAAAAAGAAACUAAACUAAACCACCAUCAGGUCAGCAAACGAGGACUUUAAACAUCUGUUUCAUGUUUGAAUGCUGUGGAGCAUGUUACAGGCCACUUGGUAGGAAGAAGUUUUAAAGUGGACAUCUGUGCUUUCUGAUUUGAGGUCCAUGUACUAUGAAUUAGCAAUCUGUUGCCCUGUUUAAACUAGACCACAUCAGUGUUUGGUGGUUGGCUUUACAGAUUUCCACGUCUCUGUUCUGGUGAAUUUUACGUUCUGGAAGAGUCUCGGUUUCCUCGCGCCCCUCUCCGAUCUGUCUGUAUGCAGCCAUGUUCACCACCGACAAUUCCCUUUUUCUAGAUCUUUCUGUUCGUCUUGUUUGUGCAACACUUGUAUAAUAUUGUAUUUCCUACAUGAUCUUUGAAAACUUUUGUUCAAUAAAACUGAUCUAAAAAGAA
This is a messenger RNA of Siniperca chuatsi (mandarin fish), 3855 nucleotides long. RefSeq names its product coiled-coil domain containing 71 (gene ccdc71). The record is from RefSeq and is a predicted model, not a curated record. Lineage: Eukaryota; Metazoa; Chordata; Actinopteri; Centrarchiformes; Sinipercidae. The transcript is spliced from 2 exons. Bases 175 to 1251 code for a protein of 358 amino acids.